Molecule: messenger RNA, 609 nt
Organism: Chlorella variabilis
Lineage: Eukaryota; Viridiplantae; Chlorophyta; Trebouxiophyceae; Chlorellales; Chlorellaceae
Exons: 9
Coding region: 1-609 (202 amino acids)
Source: RefSeq, a predicted model, not a curated record
AUGGGCGGGCCGCUGGCGGUGCUGGCAUGGAGCAGCGUGGGCCCGACCGCCGCCGCCUCGCCCUCGGCCCCCAAGGCCCAGGCCACCUCGCCCCAGACCACCAAGGCCGCGCCCACCCCGCCCGACGGCGGCUUCUGCGACCUCAACUCGCGCUGCUGCACAAACGUGUGCAACAAGCUGACGAACCAGUGCGGGUGCGCCGCGGAGGGCGAGCUCUGCUUCUGCAACAACGACUGCUGCAACAACCUGUGCAACGAGAACAGCUGCGGCUGCUCUAAAGACGGCGUCGACUGCUUCGACAGCAUAGAGUGCUGCAGCGGCAUCUGCAACUGGUCGAGUCAAAAGUGCGGCUGCAGCCCGGUGGGCGGCUUCUGCAAUCGGGAAGAGGACUGCUGUGCUGGCGGCUGCGACCUGGGCUCGAACCUGUGCGGCGGGCCAGCAGACUGCAAGGCCAGGGACGCGGCAUGCGAGUUCAAUGUGGAGUGCUGCAGCGGGGUCUGCAACACGUUCAACAGCAAAUGCGGGCAAUCGGAGGAUGGGCAGGGGUGUAAGGCAGACCAGGACUGCCGCCGCGGCAACUGCCUGCUGGCCACCUCCAAGUGUGGGUGA